Penicillium samsonianum is the source of this 198-nucleotide messenger RNA. RefSeq lists its product as uncharacterized. The transcript has a single exon. Lineage: Eukaryota; Fungi; Ascomycota; Eurotiomycetes; Eurotiales; Aspergillaceae. Bases 1 to 198 code for a protein of 65 amino acids. The record is from RefSeq and is a predicted model, not a curated record.
AUGCCUCCUUGCGUGCCCCUUCGGCCGCCUCGGCCUAUUCUCGUGCGGGCUCUAAUGCUGGUGCCGGCUUGGCGCCCCUAUAUCGCCACCGCUGUUACUGCCAAUGCCGGUGCUGCCGGUUCCGCUGCCCGCGACUAUGUUGUGUGUCUCAUACCAUCCAUGUCGCGUAUUAUUUUGAUACCAUGUCCUAACGUUUAA